Micropterus dolomieu (smallmouth bass) is the source of this 912-nucleotide messenger RNA. Its product is annotated as aristaless-related homeobox protein-like. The record is from RefSeq and is a predicted model, not a curated record. Gene Ontology annotation, molecular function: DNA-binding transcription factor activity, RNA polymerase II-specific; RNA polymerase II transcription regulatory region sequence-specific DNA binding. Gene Ontology annotation, biological process: regulation of transcription by RNA polymerase II. The transcript is spliced from 2 exons. Bases 157 to 912 code for a protein of 251 amino acids. Lineage: Eukaryota; Metazoa; Chordata; Actinopteri; Centrarchiformes; Centrarchidae.
GAGAGAGGAGGAGGAGGAGUCGGCCCCGGUUCAAACAGAUACACCGGCCUCAGAGGAAAGAAGAAGGGAGCACCGGACACCGCGCGCGAGAGAGAGUGAGGGAGAGAGCGGGAGACUGACUGGCGUUACCGAAAGUAGACGAACCGAAACGUCGACAUGAGCGGUCAGUUUGAGGAAGAUAUCCACGACCGGGCAGAGAGGAAGAGCAGUAAAUCCCCGACGCUGCUCUCCUCUUACUGCAUAGACAGCAUUCUGGGCCGCCGGAGUCCCUGUAAGGUCAGACUGAUAGGGGCGCAAAGUUUGACAGGUCUGCCCGGCAGAGGGGAGCUCGACAAGACGGCUGACAGGCCAACGAAAGACCCCCUUUCUCUCAGCGCUGACAUGCACCUGCCACCCAAGCUCCGCCGGCUGUACGGACCCGGGGGGAAAUACAUCCACGACCACGCGGAGACGCUGGACAGGGAGCGGCUCCUCCUGGAGCAAGCAAGCGACAGCCUGAAAAUCAGCCAGGCGCCGCAGGUGAGCAUCAGCCGCAGCAAAUCCUACCGGGAGAACGCGUCACUGAGCCGGGGAGAGGGCGACCAGAGCCCCGGGGAGGGCUCGGAGGACGGCAGCCUGGGACUGGUAGAGCUCGGCCCGUUGAAGUUCGAGGAGGACGCGGGGAAGGAGGAGAGCUGCGGGGACGCGGCCGCUCUGUCCCCGAAGGACGAGGAGAGGGAGAGCUUGAACGCCGGGGAUGGGGACGUGAGGGACGGGGAGGACAGCGUGUGUCUGUCGGCGGGCAGUGACUCGGAGGAAGGGAUGCUGAAGCGGAAGCAGAGAAGAUACAGGACUACCUUCACAAGUUACCAGCUGGAGGAGCUGGAGAGGGCUUUCCAGAAGACACACUACCCCGACGUCUUCACCAGGUAG